Molecule: messenger RNA, 883 nt
Organism: Suillus subalutaceus
Lineage: Eukaryota; Fungi; Basidiomycota; Agaricomycetes; Boletales; Suillaceae
Exons: 2
Source: RefSeq, a predicted model, not a curated record
UGGCCGAAUGUCUUCCGGGGCCCAAACGAUCAAGUAGAUCUGACCAUUCGAGCAAGCGUCAUGAUCAAGCGGUAUUACCUCCGCCAGCACUUUGGUGUAUGUUUUGCGCAGGAGAACCAUGAUAGAUAUGGUGACUGUAAUCUUGGUCGCGCGAUGUUGUUCGCGCAUGCACCGUGUUAUCUCAAGUUCCAUGAGAUCAUCACGGGCGGCUGGACUUCUUUGGUCGAUCAUGCCGAGUGGAUACGUGAGACAUAUUGGCGAUUAAAUGCGGUCAAGCAGGAUGGUCGGAGCGCUGCAUUGAUUAUCGGUCCAAACGUCUACCGCAGCUCCACGGAAAAGCCAGUGUUUCGAUCGAACAUCUUCGAGAAACAGUUAUCCGAAGAUGUCCAAGAUGGGGAAGAAGGAAAGAACAUGAAUGUAGAUACAUUCGUCAUAUCGCGUUAUUGCUUCACCAUCCUUGUUCUGUCAAUGUUAGCUGCGACAUUUGUGAUGAAGUUGGAGCACCCUACUAGACCUUAAUAGCUUUGAUCAUCUCAGUCGAUGAUAGUCUUGGUACUCUCAGUGCAACUAGACGACUCGUAUGUCACAUACGCCUCUGUCCUCCCUUUCCGCGCGACGAUCGUGAUAUACGUUGGCGGUUUUCCGCUCGUACACAUCGACUUCGUCUGGAACGGUGAUGUCCGUUUUGGACUGCGACUUUCCGUCACCAUGCCAAGGGGUGUACCUCCCCAUUUCUAUACAACUUUUCAACAUUAUCUGGGUCUAUGUUCUCCAGAUACUGUUUCACUUGCUUGAGAUCUUUCUUGGAUGCACGUUCCUGUAGGUGUCUGCUAAGUUCACGAGGCGGAGGAAUGCAUUGGUAUGGGAAAACCUACCGUGACGU